This is a messenger RNA of Corticium candelabrum, 1278 nucleotides long. RefSeq names its product ribosome biogenesis protein BMS1 homolog. The transcript has 6 exons. Gene Ontology annotation, cellular component: nucleus; 90S preribosome. The record is from RefSeq and is a predicted model, not a curated record. Gene Ontology annotation, molecular function: GTPase activity; GTP binding; U3 snoRNA binding. Gene Ontology annotation, biological process: endonucleolytic cleavage of tricistronic rRNA transcript (SSU-rRNA, 5.8S rRNA, LSU-rRNA); maturation of SSU-rRNA from tricistronic rRNA transcript (SSU-rRNA, 5.8S rRNA, LSU-rRNA); ribosome biogenesis. Lineage: Eukaryota; Metazoa; Porifera; Homoscleromorpha; Homosclerophorida; Plakinidae.
UUGAGUACAAAACAUGGACGAACCAGUCAGAAAGAAACAUCGAGCACGACAAUCAGGAACGAAGGCAGACAAAAAGAAGGCAACCAAGCGAAAGAACGAAGACAAACGCAAUGAUCCAUCUCGAAAUCCGAAAGCCUUCUCGAUUCAAAGCGCGAAAAAAGCGGCUCGAAUGGUUCAGAGAACUGCCGACAUUCAGGCCAAAAAACAGCACGUUCCGUCGGUUGAUAGAACGCCAUUAGAACCCUCACCUAUUCUACUGGUUGUUGUCGGUCCGCCCAAGGUGGAAAAGAGUACGCUGGUGAGAGAAUUGCUGAAGAACUGGACGAGACAGAAUGUGGGGGAGAUAAGAUGCUCCAUCACUGUUGUGUCGGGAAAGAAACGACGAGUGACGCUUGUGGAGUGUCCGAAUGAUAUGAGUGCGAUGAUCGAUGUGGCAAAGGUGGCGGAUUUGGUUUUGUUGUUGAUUGAUGCCAGUUUUGGAUUUAAGAUGGAAGUGUUUGAAUUUCUCAAUAUUUGUCAAGUUUAUGGGUUUCCUCGGAUUAUGGGAGUUCUUACUCACCUGGACACAUUCAAAAGUGUCAAGCAAAUGAGAUCAACUAAGAAGCAAUUGAAACACAGAUUUUGGACUGAAAUUUAUCAAGGAGCGAAGCUGUUUUAUUUAUCCGGUUUGGUUCACGGUUCGUAUCCAAAGUUAGAAAUCCAUAAUUUGGCUCGAUUUAUCUCCGUCAUGAAAUUUCAUUCAUUGCAAUGGCACACAACAAACCCAUACUGUGUAGCCGAUAGAAUGGAAGAUUUGACAGAUCAAGAAGUUAUAUGACAAAAUCCAAAGACCGACAGGCAUGUCUGUCUCUAUGGUUACGUGAGAGGAACACACAUGAAACCUCGAUCUCAAGUUCACGUUCCAGGGUGUGGAGACUUCAUGCUGCAUGAUGUCAGUACACUAAGUGAUCCGUGUCCACUUCCAGAGCAGCUGAAGAAACGAUCACUGAACGAGAAGGAGAGACUCAUUUAUGUUCCAAUGUCCGGACUUGAUGGAAUAGUAUAUGAUAAGGAUGCUGUGUAUAUUGAUAUGCGACAAGCACAAAGAUGGCAGGUAGAUGAGUAGGAACCAUCGAAUGAAAUGGUGUCACUAUUAAUGGACACAAUGAAUACGGUUGAUGCUAAAAUGGAAGCUAGUCAACUGAGAUUAGUUACAGAAGCAUUGAGCAAGACCGUAAAGGUGAUGAAAACGAAACAGCAAAACAAUGAUUCAUUGUGAUGUAAGUUUGAAGAUUGAAA